ACCCGCGCAGCUCACCACCGUGGGGAAACGCUGCUGCUUGUGGAUUCAGGACUUGUGCAUGGACCUGCAGAACCUGGAGCGGGCUCGGGAUGACCUGCGCUUUCGGGGUGUCAAAGGCACCACUGGCACUCAAGCCAGCUUUUUGCAACUCUUUGAGGGAGACCACAGUAAAGUUGAAGAGCUGGACAGAUUAGUGACUGCAAAGGCGGGAUUUCAGCGGGCUUACAUGGUCACAGGGCAGACGUAUAGCCGCAAGGUGGAUAUUGAAGUCCUGUCUGUGCUGGCCAGCCUGGGGGCAUCCGUGCACAAGAUUUGUACUGACAUUCGCCUCUUGGCCAACCUGAAGGAGAUAGAGGAGCCUUUUGAGAAGGAGCAGAUCGGUUCGAGCGCUAUGCCUUACAAGAGGAACCCGAUGCGGUCAGAACGCUGCUGCAGCCUGGCUCGACACCUGAUGACUCUGGUGCUGGAUCCCCUCCAAACGGCCUCUGUGCAGUGGUUUGAGCGAACGUUGGAUGACAGUGCCAACAGGCGCGUGUGUCUGGCUGAGGCUUUCCUCACAGCUGACAUCAUUCUGAGUACACUGCAGAAUAUCUCCGAGGGACUUGUGGUAUAUCCAAAGGUGAUUGAGAGGAGGAUCCGGCAGGAACUGCCCUUCAUGGCCACGGAGAAUAUAAUCAUGGCGAUGGUGAAAGCAGGGGGCAAUCGUCAGGAUUGCCACGAGAAGAUUCGGGUUCUCUCCCAGCAAGCAGCUGCUGUUGUGAAACAGGAGGGGGGUGAUAAUGAUUUUAUUGCCCGUGUCCGUGCUGAUCCUUACUUCAGCCCUAUCCAUAAACAACUUGAAAGCCUGUUGGAUCCCUCCUCCUUCACUGGACGUGCUCCUCAGCAGGUGGCAAAGUUCCUGAAGGAGGAGGUGCGACCCGCGCUGGUUCCAUACCAAGGCAAGAUGGGUGGGAAAAUUGAGCUGGCACUUUAGGUGGAUUCUGCAAAGGCGUGUGGGUACAGGAAGAUAAUAAAAGCCUUACUGAACCA
Eurypyga helias (sunbittern) is the source of this 1029-nucleotide messenger RNA. RefSeq names its product adenylosuccinate lyase (gene ADSL). Gene Ontology annotation, cellular component: cytosol. Gene Ontology annotation, molecular function: N6-(1,2-dicarboxyethyl)AMP AMP-lyase (fumarate-forming) activity; (S)-2-(5-amino-1-(5-phospho-D-ribosyl)imidazole-4-carboxamido) succinate lyase (fumarate-forming) activity. The annotation marks the transcript as partial. The record is from RefSeq and is a predicted model, not a curated record. NCBI's taxonomy places the organism in Eukaryota, Metazoa, Chordata, Aves, Eurypygiformes, Eurypygidae. Gene Ontology annotation, biological process: 'de novo' AMP biosynthetic process. The transcript has 9 exons.